Paramecium octaurelia is the source of this 6510-nucleotide messenger RNA. Lineage: Eukaryota; Ciliophora; Oligohymenophorea; Peniculida; Parameciidae. The record is from the annotation of a GenBank genome assembly.
AUGUAACAACAUGAGGAAUUAAGUUUUGGACAAGUAUUGUCAGUCGAGAUUGCGAAUAUCGGAGAUUACAAGAAUAUGUUUGGAACAAAAGCUUUGACUCUCGUACUAAUACACUUUGUGUCAUUGAUGAGCUUUAGUUUGAAAUUUGAAAAAAACCAAGGAUAUGCUUAUUUUACCGACGUAAAGUUAGAGGUUAUUGUAGUUUUUAAGUGUAUUCACACGACCUCCGGAUUUAUUGUUCAUACCGAUCUGCAUCUUGAUUUUGAUACUGUACUUGGUUUUAUAUGGCUGUCUACUGUUGAUGUCGUACUUGCGAUAUCGGAGUCAGAACAAGAUAACGAUGUCGAAGAAUAAAUUCAAGAGAAUGCACAUGGGGUUGUCGAUGGGGAUUGAAAGUGCAGUGUGGCUUAGUUGUCCAAUUGUAGACACUUGAUUAAAUUCUAGUUAUCUAUCAACUUGGGGUUGUUCAAUAAGCAAAGUAGUGCCUGGAGUGCAAUGCCCAUCGUAAACAUAUUUCUGCACUCCAUCAUUGUGUUAAGUUACUUCUACUUCUAUCGCAGUUAUCAAUUCAAUCAAUUGGGAUUGUACAGAACAUUCAAUCUGGCCUCCUAUUGUUACUAUUUGAUUGUGAUAUUUAUAGUAGCCAUAGAUUGGAAUUCAGAUUUGAAGAUCCAGCCAUAUAUUUUUUGGUUGCUUAGCAUUUUCAAAUUGAUUGACACGAUAUUGUUUUUGCCCUACAGGAUGACAUUUGAAAAUCAAGUAUAUAUGUUUGGAUGCACCGGAUUAUUCAUAGUGUCCCUAUUGGGUUCUCUAUCUCAAAUUACAUCUUCCAUAAGUGGGGACAACAUCUUUGAGACCUUCCUCUUAGCAUUUCCAAUAUUCCUUUAUUUAUUUAGAUAGUUGUAAAGUCAUAAAUGGUAGGAUUUGAUCCUAUACAUGCGAACAGGUUCAACAAAAUAGCUGGACAUAAAGAAAUUGUGUUCGUCUUUGGAAGCACUUGUAUGGUACAUAGAGUAGGCCAGGAUGGAUUCCUAUACAUUCAUGCUUUCCCUUUUUGUGUUAAAAUAUCACACUGAAAAUUGUAAUGAUCCAAAUUGUGAAUGCAAAGAAGAUUUAUCUAAAUCCAAUACUCAAAAUGGAGAAAGCAUGACACAUAGAUCAUCAUUCCAAUCCCGAACAGCUUUGUUAAGUAAUGCAGAUAAGAACAGUAACAAUUAGAACAUUUCUCAAAAUUUGGAUGUCAGUUAAUUUCAGAAGACAAUCAAAGAUGGAAGUCGAAAAAAUGAUUCCUUUGCUGGAGGUAUUCAACCACAGUAUGAAUAAUAAAACAUAAGACCAAAGGCUAUCAUAUUUUAACCGAUGAAAUUUGUCCAGAAUAAUAUAAUCAAUGAAGAUCUUAUAUCACAAUAUGUCAAAAGAUAGUUCCACCAGACUAUUUAAUAAUUGUCAUUUUCUUUGCAUUUAGACGAAGUUGAAUAUUUAUCUUUGAAGUACAUUUCUUUUAUGUUCUCCUUCAAACAGAACAGUCUUUCUUCACUUACAAAGCUAAAAUAAAUUUAAAGCAGAACAGUUUCAUUCUCAUACUUCUUUAGAAAUGUUACCAAAGUAACCGAGUCAUAGUUUAUUGAUGCUCUUAAAUUGAAGCAUUUCGAAGACAAGAACUCAUAUGAUGAUGUAGUCAAAAUGAAUGUUACUGAAAUUUGGCGGUUAGAAAUGGUUAAAGAUAAUAUUGUUAAGAGUAUUGUUUCUGUUUUGAGGAAAAAGAUAACACUAUGGGAGAAUUUGUGUUCUGGUGACAUUCAAAAUAUGAAUCGAUUUUUAGAGGACAUUAUAAAGAUCUCACUUUAAAUAGAAGAAAGUAGAAGCAAGGUUGAUAUGAUCUUGAGUGACUUCAACAAUCAAGUUCAAAGAAACUACAGUUAUUAUCUCAAAUAUCAAUGUUUUAGAUCUCUUUUUUUUGAUUCAGAUUAUAAAUAGGCAGUCAUAUUCUAAAGGAAAGUCGAAGAUUCAUGGCAGUUGAGUAGAGCAGCUCAAAAGUAAGGAUAGAUUGGUAAUUUCCAAUGGCUUUCUGGAGAUCUAGUAACUUUGGAAGUGAGUGCUGGGGUGUAGAAUGGUUAAAUCAUUAAAGGCGUUUCAAAUAGAUUAGUUGAUAUGUUAGGAUAUUCUAAUUAUGAAGACAUGAUACAAAAUCUACGAAUCAGGGGUUUGCAGUCAUCUCACUAAAACUAAAAUUCAGAUAAAUUGUAAAUUUCUAGUAUUAUGCCUCCAUAUUUGACUGCUUCUCACAACUAUUUCAUUACCAGAUUCAUCCAUAGAGGUUACACUUAUUAUUAUGAUAAACCAAUCAAUUCCUAUGCUUGUGAUGCCUAAGGGUUUGUAUUUCCAGUCAACAUCAAUUUAUCUUUUAAUUUUUAAAACCUAUCUGAUUUUACACUCUUGGGAUCUAUUUUGAAAAUUAAAGAUGAUGACGAAUAUCUGAUAUUUGAUGAAUGGGGUCGCAUUUUAGGUGUGUCUAUGCAUACCUUUGAUAAAUUGAUACUAAAAGGAGCUUUAGAUGAAUUUGGUAUGGUACAAUAUAAAUCUGUCAAUGCAAAAUUUUAAAAACUUGGAAAUCUUAAAAAUGCCUUACUCCAUAAGAUUGCCAGAGAUGAUAAUGCCAAAUUGUUUAAAAAGACCAUUACCAUGCAUUAAAAAUAAAGUACUACAAAAAGUCAAUUAAAAAGAACAUAUCAAAAACCAUCUGAUAUUUUAUUGUAAUUCGGAAGCAUUCAACACUUUUUGCCAUAGGUUGGAAAAUCUAUUACAGAUUUAUUGGCUAAAGACAUCUUUAAAAAGUUACAGAGAGAAUCUCAAGAAUAAUUUAAUAAAUUAACAGACAAAGCUUAAGAUAUUUAAUAAUAAAAUAAUAAUAAGUUAUUCGAAAAGUAAGCCAGCAACAUAUUCUAAAGAUAAAUAAGUCAAUUUAUUGACAGAUAACAAAGCUUAAAUUAAGGAGGAUUGUCCAGUGCCAUGCUGGAUAAGGAUCAAUAUAGAAACUUCAUAAUGAAUAAUUUUAUUGAUGAGAAGGGAUUGAUGAAAAAGAACAUGUCCUUAUUAUAGGAUGAAAGGCUGGUUCUUUAUGUCCCUAGAAAUUAUAAUGAAUUAAUUGAAUACUUUAAUGAUGCGGGUGAAAGAUUUAUGGAAAGUAAAAAUGAUAUGGAAACUAAAUCUAUACGUAGACAACAAAUGCAGAAUAAAUACUCAUACAUUAAAUAGUAAUAAAAUUGUUAUCAUUUAUUUGAUGCUGAAUUCUAAGAUUUUAUUGAUAACAAAGUAAGAAAAUAUUAUUCAAAAGCCUUGUUAAAAGAAGCCUUAGAGUCUCAUGAUGCCAAACUACUUCAAUAAGUAAGAUACAAGUGUGUUUCAUCAAUUGAUGUGGGUGUCGGAGGCAUUAGUGACAAAGAUCAAUUCUUAUAUUUUGUGUGCAAACUAUCAUCUUUGAAUCUCUAAACAGCCAAAAGGAAGGAUGUCUUAAAAAUCCAUUUGAAGAAAGAAAAAAAUCAAUAGUUUGAUGGAGGUGAAGAGUUAAGGAAAAGCUUGAUUUAAUAGGCCUCCUCCCUCGAUUCAUUCGAUAAAGAGAAACCCAGGAAAUCAUUACCUUUUUAAUAACAGGAGAGUUUCGGUCCUCCUCAAUAGCAAAUUAAAUAUAAAGGAGAGAUUGAUGAACCUAUUAUAGUCACUUUAGCCAUUCCAGAUAGCAGAACUUACUUAUCUUCACUUGAAAGAGAUGAUGGACCAAAUAUGAAGGUCAAAUUUGAAGCUUAAAAUUAAAAGUUAAACGACUCUUCUUUUGAUAUUGAAAAUUCAAUGAAAGAGAGCUUUAUUCCCACUGGUGGUAAUCACUCAAUGACUCAGUCGUUGAAUUUAAAUGUCCCAUAAUUAAUGAGGUAAAACUCUAUUGAAAAAAUGAAAUAAAUCUAAAAUCAAAAUCAAAGUAAAGAAUAUUUAAAGGAGUAAUCCAGCAGUCUUUCAGAAAAAAAAGAGGAACCCCCCAAGAAAAAACUUAAGUUAUCAUUUUUAAAGAAAAUGGAAAAAGCUCUUGUUCCUAAAGAUCCACCUUCUGAAACUCCUACAACUCCAGUUGGCCCAACCUUUUUAUAACCUUAAUAAUAAAAAUAACAAUAGCAAUAACAAUAACAAGAGAAAUAACCUUCAUCACUUUCUGUACCAGAAGAAAAAAAGAACUCCUUAUUGAAUCCCACUGGGCUGUUUGCUAAAUUAUUUGGAAGGUUGAAUCUCAGAAGAGUAUCAAACAUCGAGAUAAAAAACGAUCAAUUUGAAGCAUAAGAUCAAGGUUUCAGAGAACAGUCUGAAAAUUCUGAGAAGGGAGAUAUGAAAAGAAGUGGACAUAGUACUCCUUCAGGUACUAAUUCAAUGUCUAGUAAUAACAUCACAAGCUAGGGAGAUCAGAAAGAAGAUGAUGAAGAAUUAAACAAUGAUGAUGAAUUAGUCAAUAUUUUUGAAGUCAUGAGUUAAGCUUCAAAUCAUUAAUCUAUUAAAUCCAUUUCAGCAAUUUCUAUGGCUACAUAGAUAUCAUUGAGGUGUCUUAAAUAUAUGCCAAGAUAAGCCAAAUCACUCUAAAUAUUCAAGAUUAUUUUAAUCAUCUUAAAUAUCUCAUGCAUUAUUAGUUUGUUGUUAACAACUUAAAAUUACUUUAAUAAUUUGAGUGUGGAUAAUCUUAGUUUGAGGAUUAAUAAUUAAUAUCGAUAUUCAGCUAUAAUUCUUUAAUCCUCAAACCAAAUUGAUCAAUAAUCAAUAAUUACUUUUGAUCAAAUCCCUAACAUCACUUUAAUGAAUGAGAUUAUCUCUUAUUGCUAUAAUCUUAGUUUAAAUAUUAGUCAAUCCUACUUUGAUGUUAUCGACUCUAUACAAAGUGAGGUUUCCUUCCCAUUGCCAUAAUUAGAUGUUCUUCAAAUUCCAGAUGAUUAUUAUAUUGUUUCUCUUUAAGAGUUUUUAACCUAAUAGAAAAUUGAGAUUGAUUCUAUAGAGUUAAUCAGCACUUACAAUAGGAGUGAUGCUACAUUCCGAUAAUUGUAUAAUAAUUCAAUAGAUUAUUUAUUGAAUAGACUGAUAUUCACUUAAUCACAAAUCAAUAAUAUGAGUUAGCAAUUAAGAUCGAGCAAGAAUAAUGAUGUACUUAGUAAAGCUCUAAUUGUAACAUAUCUGAUGGCCAGUUUUGGUGCUUUACACUUGGUUGUAAUCCUUUUGAUUGUUCCCUUUAUCAGAUAAAUUAACAAUAUCUAUUUUCGUGUACUAUGCAUUGUAAGCAGGAUUACACAAGAAGAGGCUGAGGAUGAAAUUAAAAAGUUAACUCUAUCUUAGCAUUUACUUGAAACUUAGGAUGAUUCAUGGGUCACAUAAAACCAAAUUAAGCUCAUCUUUUAUAAUAAAAGCAAAGAAAUUGAUUUAAAUGAGAAAUACGCUAAGAAUGGGAAUGUCAAAGCUAAAGGAAAGGAAAGCUCAUACUUUUAUUCUAAAUUAAGUGAUACUACUUUGAGUAUUUGGAAAGACAUGGGAUUAUACAUAAUGAUUUCAUCGAUUUCCAUAGGCUACUUAAUUUUUUCUAUUGUUAUUAUUCAAACUUAAAUCAAUACAUUUACUCCUUUUAUUGAAAAUUUUGAUGAAACUGUUAGUACAAGCGUAUAUACUGCUAGCUUAAUUUCGAAAUUAUCCAUCACUCCUCAAAGGUAUUUAAAUUUAGAAUCUACCAGUAUUCCUUCACAAUUCACCUUAUUGAAUUUCUAACAAAACUAAUAGAUUUCAUACUUCCUAUAAACUAUAUCCUCUGAUACUAACAAAAUCAAAUCGUUUAUUACUGACAUGCAAAAGUUUUUAGAACAAGUAAAUUUGGAUUAUGGGUAUGAUUCUAAUUCCUCAAAGAUUUUAAUUACUUCUGAGAAUUAUCAAUCAAGAAUACCAUAUAUUUAAUAAUUAAGUGUAUUGAGUGAAAUUAAUCAUUUACUAAAGGACAACCUAUGCUAUUAUUCUGAAGAGACACUCUGCCAAUAAUAAUAAUAAUUUGACUACUUUAAUACUGGAUUGAUGGGAGCAUUAGAUGUUCUAUAGAAGAUGGAAUUCAGUUAUUCAACUUUUUUAAAUGAGUAUCAUUAAAUCCAAUAUUCAGACUAAUAGAACAAUGCAAUUCAAAUUAAUGCUUAUUACAAUUCCUAAGAUUAUCGGUUUUUGGUGAUGUAUGGAUAGGAAUUAAUUUUCAAGACAUUUGAUCGAUUAGUAUUGUUAUUGGAAACUUUCUUGAAUGAUGAAAAGGACUCAAAAAAAUAAUUAAUUUAGAACUUAUUUAUUGGCAUAGGUAUACCAAUUAUGAUUUUGACAAUACUAUUGGCAGCUUUGGAAAUGAAUUUAUUGAAGUAAAAAGUUAGGAGAGUUAUGUUGUCUCUUACUUUUCUGCCUACUUUUAAGUUUUAGGAUAAGAUUGUCCUUUCCCUCAUUAAGGCUAUCCUCAAAAUUUGA